Molecule: messenger RNA, 1094 nt
Organism: Drosophila subpulchrella
Lineage: Eukaryota; Metazoa; Arthropoda; Insecta; Diptera; Drosophilidae
Product: pyridoxal phosphate phosphatase PHOSPHO2
Exons: 1
Coding region: 26-1024 (332 amino acids)
Molecular function (GO): phosphatase activity
Source: RefSeq, a predicted model, not a curated record
UCAAGAGUUUAUCCGCCAUUAAGUCAUGUCUGAGAUGGUCGACCAAGGAACUGGAGAUUGUGAACCGAAGGCAACCGGAGGCGGAAGUGUCCGAAAUGUCACCUUCGUUGGACCCGCAGACAUGGGCAUUACCUUAUUGAUAUUGAUGUGCUUCGUUGACCCAUAUAUGAAAUAUGUACUGUAUGUAAAUGAGUGUGUAUUGAUAUUAAAGUCAAAAUCGUUUGUUUUCCAUACCAAAAUGUUUGCAAUUUCGAGGAGUUUCCGGUUAAGCAUUUACCUUUCGGGCUUCCGACGCAGCCUAAGCCAAUCCAGUCCUCCCGGGCCCCGCAUCCUGGCCGCAAUCGAUUUCGACAAGACCAUCGUGCAGGAGGACUCCUAUCUGGCAGUGAGCCAGUUGCUGCCCAUCGGCCAGAGCAAGGAGCUGCAGGACCAGAUCCCCAAGUGCGGCUGGCUGGGCUUCAUCGGCCGCGUGCUGCAGGUGCUGCACAGCGAGCACAAGGUGGACUCCGCGUCGGUGGGAAUGCGUGUGCGCCGCCUCCAGGCUGUGCCGGGGAUGCUGCGAGUGGUGCGGCUGCUGGCCAGGAACCCUGCGGUCGAUCUCUGCAUUGUCAGCGAUGCCAACUCCUUCUUCAUCGGCGAGUGGCUGCGAGAGUACGGCCUCGAGUGCCUCUUCACCGGCGUAUUCACCAAUCCCGCCUGCGUCCAGGCGAGCGGCGAGAUUCUGGUGCUGCCCUACCAGGAGCAGGCCGACUGCGAGCUGUGCCCCUCGAAUCUCUGCAAGGGCUCCGUGCUGGAGGAGCUUAUCUGCAGCGGACGUUACCGGCGGGUGGUCUACGUGGGCGACAGCUGCAACGAUCUGUGCGCCAUGAAGCGGCUCCGGGAGGAGGACGUGGCCUGCAUCAGGCGCGGAUACGAGCUGCACGGUAAGCUGGCCGCCCACGGACCGGAACUCGUCUGCUCCGUGCUGGCCUGGCGCGACGGCCACGAGCUGGAGCAGCUCCUGGUGCCCAAAGUCGUGGAUUAGUGUUUGUGUAAGGCCAGGUUAUUAAUGCUGCUGUUUUAUUCGACUUAAAAAUAAAUCUUUUAGUACAUAA